Ipomoea nil (Japanese morning glory) is the source of this 1349-nucleotide messenger RNA. Its product is annotated as vinorine synthase-like. The transcript is spliced from 2 exons. NCBI's taxonomy places the organism in Eukaryota, Viridiplantae, Streptophyta, Magnoliopsida, Solanales, Convolvulaceae. The record is from RefSeq and is a predicted model, not a curated record. The coding region runs from base 1 to 1305 and encodes 434 amino acids.
AUGGUGUUGAAAGUGGAAUUACUUUCCGAAGAGAUGAUGAUCAAGCCAUCAUCACCAACUCCACCUCACCUCAAAACCCUCAAACUAUCCUUUAUUGAUCAAACCUCGCCACCCAUUUUCCAGAAUUACAUCUUUUUCUUCAAUCAUGCUACUGCAGAUUCAUCACAACUGCUGAAGCAAUCUUUAUCGAAGGUCUUGACCCUGUUUUAUCCCUUAGCUGGACGGAUCAAAGGAAACGAUUUCAUUGAUUGUAGUGAUGAUGGCGCGCUGUGGGUUGAAGCUCGCGUUCAUGGCUUCCUCAAAGAUGUGGUUGGAAAUCCAUUAAUGGAGGAAUUGGAAAAGUUUCUUCCCAUAGAGACUCAAAAUAAUGGUAAUAAUGAUAGUGAGUUAUUGCUUGGUGUUCGAGUAAAUUAUUUUCUUGACGGCGGAAUAGCCGUCGCGGUUUGCGUGUCGCACAAGAUCGGCGAUGGACUCUCUCUGAUCAACUUUGUCAAUGCAUGGGCUGUCACCGCCCGAGAAGGAGACGCCGCCGCCGGGAAAAUCCCGCCGCCCAAUUUCGGGUUGGUUUCGUCUCUCUUCCCGCCGACGACGAUGGACCUGUCCCAGUUUGGAUUCUCGCCGACCCUUGGCGUUGCGAGGGAAAAGAUCGUCACCCGGCGCGUGGUGUUCGACAAAGAAAAGCUGGCAGCUCUGAAGAAAUCUGCGGCGGCCGAGUCGUCGAGAGUGGGAAACCCCACUCGCGUGGAGGCCCUCUCCGCAUUCAUGUGGAAGCAGUUCAGGGAGGCUAGUAGAAAAAAAUCCCAACACGGCGCCGUGAAGAAAUCAUUCCGGGCCACCCAGAAUGUGAACCUCCGUGCGAGGAUGAAUCCGCCGCUCCCGGAUGCGACGUUCGGGAAUCUAUGGAAUCUCGCAAAUACUACAACAAGCCCAGACGAGAACGACGACCUGGUGUUUCAACUGAGAACUUCCAUAAGAGAAAUCAACGCGGAAUACGCGGAAGCUUUGCAGGACGAGACAGGGCAAUUGGAACAUCUCCGUAAAAUGCAUGAACGUUUCAGCCUCGAAGGGGAAGCAGUUAAUGAGUUCUUGGAAUUUUCUAGCGUGUGCAGGUUUCCAUUAUACGAGGUAGAUUUCGGUUGGGGAAGGCCUGUUUGGGCGUGCAUAACAACUCUUCCCUACAAGAAUUUCGUUAUAUUUAUGAGCACCAAAUGUGGGGAUGGGAUUGAAGCUUGGAUUAACAUGCGUGAAGAAGAUGAUGAUAUAUAUAUGGGAGCAGGGAGCUUGACACCCAGGCCAAAACUAUAGUGCAGUGCUACCAAUAAUAUUAUAUUACUAUAUUGUAAUUUGAA